Neocloeon triangulifer is the source of this 3480-nucleotide messenger RNA. Its product is annotated as macoilin. The record is from RefSeq and is a predicted model, not a curated record. Gene Ontology annotation, biological process: neuronal signal transduction. Gene Ontology annotation, cellular component: rough endoplasmic reticulum membrane. Lineage: Eukaryota; Metazoa; Arthropoda; Insecta; Ephemeroptera; Baetidae. The transcript is spliced from 8 exons. The coding region runs from base 140 to 2095 and encodes 651 amino acids.
GCGCUCGCAGUGUCUUUCGGACGGAUGACAACAAAGAGAACCGACUUGCAGUGUCACGACUAUCGGCGUGAAUUUAGAGUCAUUUUACACACGGGCGGACAAAGAAAGCUGCACUCGAGUCGUGUAACUGAUAAGGAAUAUGAAGAGGAGAAAUGCCGAGUGUGGCAAACUACGGCGGCCCCUGAAAAGGAACAAAAUCACAGAGGGAAUGUACGGCAGCAGCACCCUUCUGUACGUCAAGUUUCUGGCACUAUGGCUGCUGGUGAUUUUGGCAGAUUUCAUUCUGGAGUUCCGUUUUGAGUUUCUCUGGCCGUUCUGGCUCCUGCUGCGAAGUGUUUACGACUCGUUCAAGUAUCAAGGCUUGGCCUUCUCCGCUUUCUUCAUCUGCAUUGCUCUCACCUCAGACAUGAUUUGUUUCUUUUUCAUCCCAGUACACUGGCUUUUCUUUGCGGCGAGUACGUACGUGUGGGUUCAGUACGUCUGGCAUACAGAGAAAGGCAUCUGCUUGCCAACAAUUAUGCUGUGGCUGCUGUUUGUGUACGUGGAGGCUGCGGUUAGACUCCGUGAUGUGAGGCACAUGCCGUUCCACCUAGACCUUUGCAGGCCGUUUGCAGCUCAUUGCAUUGGCUAUCCUGUGGUGACUCUUGGGUUUGGCUUCAAGAGUUACGUGGGCUACAGGAUGCGGCAGAGAAAGCAGCGCGAAGUGUCGAAGGAGAACGACUUUUACCUUCAGCUUUUGCAGCAAGCGCUGCCGGUGGAGUUGACGCCGCCAACGCCGCCGUUGGAGACGACGUGCGCCGAGAAGAGCAGUAAAGCGCUGGAGAAUGGCAGCAUAUCGAACGGCUCCGUUCACCACCACCACAGCACACCGGCGUCGCAGCCGAGCGUGGCAAAAAGCAACCAUAGGAAGUCGCUGGACAAGGGCGCAUCCAAUGGUGAUGAGGCCAAGGAGAAGAAGCACAUGAACGGCUCCAUUACGGGUGAUAUUGACUACAUGGAAAAGCCGGGGUCGAUCAACGACUUUGACGAGAACGAGGUGGACAAGGACAAGAGCUCCAAGGGCUCCCUCAAGUCCAACUCGGCCAAGUGGUCGCAGGUCAAGGAGAAUUCUGUCAAUUCUCAGAGGGAGCGCAAGAACAAAGCCAACAGGGAAUCGCCGUCGACUGAGGCCAACCCAGUUCCUCAGAAGGACGAGAAUAGUAUAAGGUUGGAAGCUGAAAUCAAGAGAUUAAAAGCAGACCUGCACUCGAGUAAACAGUCAGAACAAGAGCUCAAGUCGCAGAUCAGCAAUCUCAUCUCGGGCGAGAAGAGCGUGAAAAACACCCUUUCGCAGCUGCAAGCGGACAACGACGCGCUGCAGUCAAAGCUGCACAACCUGGUGACGGCCCGGCAGUCGGACAAGCAAAACGUCGCCCAGCUUGAGAGACGGCUGACCGAUGAGCGACGCGUCCGUUCCAAUGUCGAGUCGCAGCUGCAGAAUGAGCGCAAGGCGGCCAAGAAGGCGGAGGAGGCGGCCACGGCGCGCGCCAUCGCCAUGGCUGCGGCCGCUGCUGCUGCGAAGAGCGAGUGCACUGAAAGCUGCAGAUCUCGCAGGAGGGAUCUUGAGUCUGAUGUCAAGCAUUUACGGAGGGAGCUGAAGGGAAAGGAGGACCGGUGUGUUUCUCUCGAAAUGGAACUUCAGAUGUUGCGCCCCUACAAGGAAAGCCACUCGGAGAUUGAAAGACUGUGCCAGGCUCUGACCAAUUUGAAAGAUAAAAACAUGCUCUUGGAGAACAGUCUGAGUGCAGAGACUCGCAUUAAACUGGAUCUCUUCUCUGCCUUGGGCGAAGCCAAGAGGCAACUGGAAAUAAGUUCAAAUCUGUUGCGCGCAAAGGAAAAGGAGACCGAAGAGCUGAAGUUGAAGAUCACCCAAGUCAUCGCCGUGGCCGACUCUUUCAGCCCCGCCGCCCUCGAGAUGGUGACCAUGGGCAACUCGUCCAAACUGAUGUUGGGAGAUCACAUCAUGAGCCUGCAACCCUCCUGCAAUUCGAACCUCGACCCGAACGCCACUGCUUACACCCCCAAGAGCGGAGGUAUCACCUCCACCGAGGCUUGAGAGGAAGGUACAGCGCGUUUUUAAUUUAUUUUCAAGUAGUAUUAUCAAGCAUACAGCAGCAGGACUUCUAUGGUGUAUUUUGAAAUGACGAGAAACCAAAUGUUUUAAUUUAUUUUUAAAAAUCAAAACACGACGAAGGACAUGAUUUACGGAAAACAGUACAACUGCAUCAUACUUUUGAUUUCAAGCGAGAAAAAUAUACACAUUAAUUGUUGAGCAAAGUUGCGCUUUUUGAAGCUUGAGACUCUUCCUUUUCCACUUGGAGAAACUUGUUCGAUACUCCCAAGUCUGGUGUAGCGCUGGAGUUUUGGGUGUAGUGUGAGCUUUAGAGCAGAUACACGCGAAAAAUUGUUUCUUCCCACCAGAGAAAUGUAAAAACUCAAAUUAGUUUCAAGUCAGUCUUGCAAAUCGACAGCAAGUGGAAAGUAAAAUAACCGACUUCCGUCUCAAAAUCCGGCACGGCUCAGUACUUUUUAUAAUAAUAUAUUUCAUUAAAUUCAACAAAGACAAGCAACUAUUUUCUUAUGUUAUUUUGAGAAACCAACUGAGUUUCCUUAUUAUUUUUUUUCUUAAUGAAUAUUUUUGUAUAAUUAUUGGUUUUGUCAUCUUUCGACUACAGUCGUAGACCUCCUGUCGCCAACGACAGAUUUUGAUUUAGGGUUUUACUACUUUUGACCUAAAUGGAAAAAGUAUUGAUUAGUUCCUUUUUUUAAAUAUUCGGUGAAAUGUCCAAGAUGGAAAAUUAAUUUUUUUGAAUUUCGCUUGUGUGCCACACCGACUCGGCUGACCUGCAGUCGAGACCCUUCCUUCCUUCUCCAUCGAGCCCCUGAAACCGCCCCGCCCUCAAAACCCUAAAAAUCGGUACCCCUUUGUCUAAAGUCAGAACUGAUUUGUUUAGGCAAGCAGAAGAGAGGGUGAAGAAAAAGAAAGAAAAUGUUCACAUAUUUUUGUGUUUUUGUUGUGAUAAUAAUUAACUAAUGGUUUGCAUCAUUUCAAUUGAAUUAAUAGACUUCAUUGUGUAAAUAACAAACGGGAAACACAUACAGUAAGCAAAGUGGUAUUGCAGAGUGAAACAAUAUUUUUAUUAAUAUCCAACAAAAGAACCGAGCACAAAAAAUAAAUCGACUAAGCAUAAAAAGAAAAUUAUAGAAAUCGAUUUGAUUAUUUUUAGUUCCAGACCAGGUAGAAUUAUUUAGAGUGGCUUUCGGAUUGACCAAUAUUCAUUCAUUUUUACUGAAAUGCAUUUAUUUGGGAAUCAUGACGAGAUGGAUAAUUAAUUAAUUCCGGGCGUUCGACGCGUUUGCCUGCGACCAUCUGCACUGCCCACUUGAAACCGUACUUAAAAGUUGAAUUGUAAAAAUCUGCAUCACAAUCCCUUCUAACAA